ACUCCUGAAAGCCUCAGAUGUCCCUCUGAGACAGUCUGAGGACGUUUGUCCCACUUUUUUGUUGGACCUCGAAGUAUCAUCAGAGACUUUUAUUACUCGGGUGUGUGGACGCUCCACAGCAGCUUCACGAUGGAGCUGAAGGACUUCUGCGUGACGGGCGAAUACGACCUGCUCAGCCCGCAGCGCAUCCUGGACUCCUCUUCUCUCUCCUCCUCCUCCCCCAGAGAUGAACCUCAAUCUCCACCCUCCUUCCUCCACUCCUCCCCCAUUGGUCCUGCCUUUCCUCUGGAAGCCACUCCCACUCUCAGCCCUUCACAUGCAGAAUUCUUCCUCCACAGCCCGGCUUCUUCCUCCUCCUCAUCCUCCUCCUCCUCACCGUACAGUCUCCUGUGCCGAGCAGCGGAGCCCGACUCCCCGACAGGAUGUAGUUCCAGCGGUGGAAGUAGCGCCUUGGUGUCGGAAGCGUCGCUGUGUUUUUCUGUAUCGGACUCGUUUUCAGCGCAGGUCGACUCGAUCCUGAGGGGCGACUACAUGACCUCGAUGGGGGCCGUGGGGCCCAAAAGGCUGUGUCUGGUGUGCGGAGACUUCGCCUCCGGGUAUCACUACGGCGUGGCGUCCUGCGAGGCCUGCAAGGCUUUCUUCAAGAGGACCAUCCAAGGUAACAUCGAGUACAGCUGCCCGGUGAUGAACGAGUGCGAGAUCACGAAGCGGAGGAGGAAAGCCUGUCAGGCCUGCCGCUUCCAGAAAUGUCUGCAGGCUGGGAUGAUGAGGGAGGGUGUCCGUCUGGACCGCGUCAGAGGGGGGCGCCAGAAGUACAAGAGGCGGGUGGAGACGGGACUGAGUUUAUGCACCAAAGCCCCGUACAGCCACCCGAGCAGCAGCAGUGAGUUCACCCUCGCUCCCUCUGAAGGCUUUCAGGUCAAACUCCUCGCCCACGCCGAGCGCCAUUUAUCAUCCACUUCCUGUCUUUUAGGGAACAAGGUCAUUUCCCACCUGCUGCUGACAGAGCCCGCCCCUUUAGCUGCCAAUCAGGACGAUUCGACCAAUGACAGCAGCUUGCGGAUCCUGCUGAUCCUGUGUGACCUCCUGAACCGGGAGCUGCUGGUUCUGAUUGGCUGGGCAAAACAGAUUCCAGGCUUCUCCGGACUCUCAUUGGUCGAUCAGAUGUCGCUUCUGCAGAGCGGCUGGAUGGAGGCGCUGCUGGUGGGUGUGGCCUGGCGCUCCCAGGGCGCAGGGGGGGACGAGCUCGUGUUUGCCGGGAAUCUGCGUCUGGACGAAGCUCAGUGUCGGGCCACGGGAUUGGCUGACCUGUACGAGGCGCUGCGUCACCUGAUGGCGAAAUACAGAGCGAUGAAGCUGAGCCCUGAGGAGGUGGUGACCCUGAAGGCCAUGGCGCUUGCCAACUCUGACGCCGACCCGGUGGACUGCCCGGACUCGGUGCAGAGGUUUCAGGACGGGCUCCACGAGGCGCUGCAGGACUACGAGUCGUCCCGCCGGGAGCAGCACCGAGCAGGACGGCUGCUCAUGACUCUCCCCUUGCUACGACAGACCGCCGACCGAGCCGUGCAGGCUUUCCUGCGGCUGCACCGCCACCGCCACGUCCCCAUCCACAAACUGCUGCUGGAGAUGCUCGACGCCAAGGCCUGACCGCUUCCUGUCGGCCAUUGCGUGACCACAGCGGCUUUUAUCGGGGAGACUGUAAAAUGACCCAAUGCACUUGACUUUUAGCUUUCAGAGAAGUUAUAUUUUUGUAUCAUGAUGUGUUGAGAUGUGUUUGUUUUUUGGCAGAAAUGAGCUUCCGUAUUUUUUGUUUAUGGGACCGUUCCUGCUCAGUGAAGCUCAUUUCUGCUCAAAGAUCCACCGUUACAGCUUUUCAUCAGAAAACAAAGUGGAACCGUUCUACUCAUUUGCAGCUCCAUGUUCACAACCUUGGGUUCUGCUAGGGCAGCUUUGCAUGAGUCACAGUUCAGAAUAACCCUUCUUUGUCUGAUACUGGGCCUCUGUCUCAAACAAGCUACUCCCCGUUUAAGGGCUACCAUCCUACUUAAAUGUUUGAACGGCGAGUGGGCGGGGCCUUUAUGUCUGAGAUGACUACAGUAGGGAUAUUCUCUGUGACGUCACACAGACCAACAUCAGAAAAAAAGUUUGAAACAGAGUGUUCGUCUCACUGAAGUUGUUAUUAGAAACUUGGCUCAUGUUUAUUAUGAACAGGAAAGCAGAACAGAGCCACUUUAACCAAUCAGCAAACACUUCUUUAAGCUCCACCUCCUGUAGGUAAAGGUGGGCAUAUCUAGAGUCAGAUUUAAAUUUAUUUUUAUAAACUAAAAUAUUUUUGUGGGAUAUCUAUUUUUCCACGAUCCGCGAUCAAACUGCGAUGCUGAGUCAUCGUUUAAAUGGCUGUGGAUGUUUACUGUGUCAGAGAGCUGUUUGUUAUAAUAAAUUAAAGCUUUUGGAAUAAAAA
Messenger RNA from Pelmatolapia mariae (spotted tilapia), 2461 nucleotides. Its product is annotated as estrogen-related receptor gamma-like. Gene Ontology annotation, molecular function: nuclear receptor activity; zinc ion binding; steroid binding. The transcript is spliced from 7 exons. The record is from RefSeq and is a predicted model, not a curated record. The coding region runs from base 130 to 1647 and encodes 505 amino acids. Gene Ontology annotation, biological process: regulation of transcription by RNA polymerase II; nuclear receptor-mediated steroid hormone signaling pathway. Gene Ontology annotation, cellular component: chromatin; nucleus. Lineage: Eukaryota; Metazoa; Chordata; Actinopteri; Cichliformes; Cichlidae.